Molecule: messenger RNA, 1011 nt
Organism: Panonychus citri (citrus red mite)
Lineage: Eukaryota; Metazoa; Arthropoda; Arachnida; Trombidiformes; Tetranychidae
Product: dnaJ homolog subfamily C member 8-like
Exons: 1
Coding region: 121-843 (240 amino acids)
Cellular component (GO): nucleus
Source: RefSeq, a predicted model, not a curated record
CAAAUCUGAUGAUUGAGUUUUCCAUUGACUUUUAAUUGUUUGUUUCGUGUUUAAUUAAAUUGUAAUUAUAUUCUUAUGGUAGAUUUUUGUAAUUGUGAUUGAAAAUUAUUAUUUCUAAUCAUGUCUGGCAAUGGAGAUGACAAGGAAGCCAUUUUCAAGUCUUUCAUUAGCGAGGUGAAAACAAUUGAAGAGAAAGAUUCAAUUUAUACAUCAGAUAAACAGAUUCAACGUUUACUUAGACCUGGUUCAUCUUAUGCUAAUUUAAAUCCUUUCAGUGUUUUGUUACUCGAUUAUGAUGCCUCAUUGGAAGCAAUUAAGAAACAGUAUAAAAAAUUGUCCAUUUUACUUCAUCCAGAUAAGAAUCCAGAGAAUCGAGAGAAAGCUCAAAUUGCUUUUGAUAUUCUAAAUAAGGCUUACCGAAGUUUGGAAGAUGAAAUUUCUCGAGCUCGAGCACUUGAGGUUGUGGAAGAAGCCAAAUUUAAGGUUAACCAGAAUAUUGAAGAGAAGAGGAAAAAAUUAAAACGUGAAGGUAAAACUGAUCUACAAGUUGAUGAAGAUGAUCCAGAGAAAUUGAAACAUGCUAUUCAUGUUUUAACCAUGAAACUGUUUGCCGAUUAUGAAAGGAAACGCCGAGCAAUGGAGGAUAGAAACACCGAGGAUCGUAAACGUAAACGUGAAGGUGAAAUUGAAGAAGAAGAGAAGAAAAAAGCUGAACAUGAAUGGAACAAAAAUUAUGAAGAAUCAAGGGAAAUUCGAGUUUCGAGUUGGAAAAAUUUCCAAACAACAUCAAAAGCCAAAAGGAAAACAUUUCGACCUCCAACUCACAAACCUGAGACUAAAUAGAAAACAUGAAACAAACUAACAAUCAACAGAAUCCAAGUGUCUACACAACAAUCAAGUGUUGGAUUAAUUAUUUUCAUCAUCACUACUUAAUCAACAGCUUGUAACUAUCAACGUACAUUUUGUCUAUUUGGUAAAUCAACAUUGACCAUUUUUAAUCUAAUUCCAAUU